AGACUUGGAACAGAGACAGAAAGGGGGAAGAGAGAUCAGAUCUCUAAAAGUCUUGUCCGGGCAAUUCGCGGCAAUUCUGUUUAUGAUCUUCUCAAAAGAGAAACAAUAUUUUCGAAGUGACUGUUAUCCCCGGCUACCAUGAAAAUCCUCUGUAAAGCCAGAGGGGUCCUUACCCAAUUUACCCCGAGAAUAUAUACCAGGUGUUUCAGCAAGCAUCGGACGCUUUAUAUCCCACAGAAUUUUUCAGAGUUUGAAGAAAUUAAACUACAUUACAAACCAGUUGUUCCAGAAUAUUUCAACUUUGCGAGCGACAUUUUAGACAAGUGGUCUGCAAUUGAAAAGGAUGGUGGGCGUUCAUCCAACCCAGCUCUUUGGUGGAUAGAUGGUAAAGGAAGUGAAAUCAAGUGGAGCUUUGAAGAGCUAGGCUUCCACUCAAGGAAAGUGGCUAACCUGUUAUCGGAUGGUUGCAACUUGAAUCCAGGGGAUCGAGUAAUCGUUAUUUUACCUCGAUUACCAGAGUGGUGGCUUUUCAAUGUCGCAUGUUUAAGAGCAGGUUUGAUUCUGAUUCCGGGGACAACACAACUCACGGCCAAAGACAUUCUGCAUCGACUACAGACUUCAAAGGCCAAAUGUAUCAUAACCAGUGAUGAACUUGCACCACAUGUAGACUCCAUAUCAACCCAAUCUCCAUUAUUAAAAACCAAAAUUAUUAUUGGAAAGAAAAGAGAAGGAUGGGUGGACUAUAAAAGCUUAUUUCAGGCUGCCGAUGACAAACACACCUGUGUGAAGACCAAGGGUACCGAUGCAAUGACUAUCUACUAUACAAGCGGAACAACAGGUUACCCAAAGAUGACUGAACACAGUCACUGCAGCUUUGGUCUAGGCUUGGGUGUAAAUGGCAAAUAUUGGCUGGACCUGAUCCCUUCAGAUAUAUUUUGGAAUACAUCAGACACUGGGUGGGCAAAGUCUGCCUGGAGCAGUGUUUUCGCAACCUGGUUUCAAGGCUCAUGUGUAUUUGUUCACAGCAUGCCCCGUUUUGAUCCAGGGACUGUGUUAGAAACUCUCUCCAAAUAUCCAAUUACAGCAUUUUGCUCAGCACCAACAGCAUACCGAAUGCUUGUAUUGCAGGAUCUUUCGGGAUACAAGUUCAAGAAUUUGAAGCAUUGUGUUAGUGCCGGAGAACCCAUCAACCCUCAGGUUAUGGAGCAAUGGAAAACAUACACAGGACUGGACAUUUAUGAAGGAUACGGACAGACUGAAACGGUGAUUGUUUGUGGAAAUUUUAAAGGCAUGAAAAUUAAACCUGGAUCUAUGGGCAAAGCUUCCCCAGCAUAUGAUGUUCAGAUAGUUGAUGAAAAUGGCCAGAUCGUGCCGCAGGGAAAAGAAGGUGAUAUUGCCAUCAGGAUAUCACCUAAUCGGCCAUUUUGUCUGUUCUCACAAUACACGGAUGAUCCGGAGAAAACGGCUUCAACGAUAAGAGGACAGUUUUAUCUUACAGGAGACAGAGGUAUUCAAGAUGAAGAAGGCUAUUUCUGGUUUGUUGGACGUUCUGAUGAUGUUAUUUUAUCUUCAGGAUACCGUAUUGGGCCUUUUGAAAUAGAAAGCGCUCUCAUUGAACAUCCAUCUGUUGCCGAAUCUGCGGUAGUAAGCAGCCCAGAUCCAAUCAGAGGAGAGGUUGUAAAAGCGUUUAUAGUUCUGGCACCUGGUUAUGAAGCACAGAACCUAGAAAAACUGACCGCUGAGCUACAGGAAUAUGUGAAAAAAGUAACAGCCCCCUACAAAUAUCCACGGAAGAUAGAAUUUGUCCAGCAGCUCCCAAAAACAGUCAGUGGAAAAAUUAGAAGAAAUGAACUGAGGAACAAAGAAUGGGGGAAAAUUUAGGCUUUUAAA
This is a messenger RNA of Pelobates fuscus (common spadefoot toad), 1890 nucleotides long. RefSeq names its product acyl-CoA synthetase medium chain family member 3 (gene ACSM3). Gene Ontology annotation, cellular component: mitochondrial matrix. Gene Ontology annotation, biological process: acyl-CoA metabolic process; fatty acid biosynthetic process. The record is from RefSeq and is a predicted model, not a curated record. Bases 139 to 1881 code for a protein of 580 amino acids. Gene Ontology annotation, molecular function: fatty-acyl-CoA synthase activity; fatty acid ligase activity. NCBI's taxonomy places the organism in Eukaryota, Metazoa, Chordata, Amphibia, Anura, Pelobatidae. The transcript has 14 exons.